AUGGAUCCAAACACCAGGCGAGCAUUGAAGCCUUCAGUAGGCAUACCGCCUAAUCUCGUUGAUCCAUAUAUCGGCCAGCCAAACCUGAUGGUUACCAGCGUCGUUUGUUUGACACUUAUAACAGUAUGCAUCUCUAUUCGGAGUCUCACCAAGGCAUACCUUUUCAUGUGCCUUGAGGAUUACUUCAUGAUAUUUGCCGGGGUAUGCAUAAUCCCAGAAUUCCUUAACUUUCUCUCCUAUAUUGCCGGGGAUAUUGAUUAA
Messenger RNA from Sclerotinia sclerotiorum 1980 UF-70, 261 nucleotides. RefSeq lists its product with no specific name. The record is from RefSeq and is a predicted model, not a curated record. The transcript has 2 exons. Bases 1 to 261 code for a protein of 86 amino acids. NCBI's taxonomy places the organism in Eukaryota, Fungi, Ascomycota, Leotiomycetes, Helotiales, Sclerotiniaceae.